CAUGCGUACUAUCUUGACAGCUAGAACGUCAUCUGUCCUACACCAGCUUUCGUAGCGUUCUGCCUUUUUUGAUGGUUAUAGCUUCCUUUCGAUGAAGCAAAUUAUUACUAGUUAGAGUUGGGUUUUUGGGAUGACGUUCUCAGCAAAUAUGUUUGUUAGAUAACACGAUCAAAUCCCAAUCAGAAGACAAACGCUAUCGGAAUGAAUCUGAAAGCUAGCUCUAGCUAGCUGCUGUACUUUCCUCUAACCGUAGGCGUAUCUCUAAAAAUGUAUCUUCUAUAUACAAUUGUCGCUGGUUUAGUUAGCUUUUUAGUUUUAAAAUGGAUAAAAAAGCGAAGGUACUGCACAGAUUUAAAAAGACUUGAUGGCAAAACGGUUCUUAUCACUGGAGGAAACUCUGGGGUUGGCAAGGAGACAGCCAUAGCCCUGGCCAUGCGUGGAGCUCGUGUCAUCAUCGCUUGCCGGGACGUGGACAAGGCUGAGAAGGCAGUGAGGGACAUCAAGAUCAGGAGCCACAGUGUCAACGUGCUGCACAUGGAGCUGGACUUGGCCAACAUGCGCUCCAUACGAGACUUCUGUAAGAACUUCCUGCAGAGAGAGAAGAGGCUGGACAUCCUGAUCAACAACGCAGGUAUUCCCGGUCUCCUGGACUGGACGGACGAUAACUUCAGCAUGUGUUUCGGGGUCAACCACCUGGGUCACUUCCUGCUCACCAACCUGCUGCUUGGCCGUCUGAGAGAGUGCUCCCCGAGUCGUGUGGUCACCCUCACCUGCUCCAACUACAAAUACCAGAAGCUGGACUUCCAGGACCUCAACUACAACCUGCUGCCCUUCUUCACCUACUGCCGCAGCAAGCUGGCCAACCUGUACUUCACCCAGGAGCUGUCCCGCAUCGCCCAGGGGAAAGGAGUGACGUCCUACGCUGUGCACCCAGGCUAUGUGCAGAGCAGCUGGACCUGCCACUACUCGGUGCUGUUCAGGAUGCUGAUGCAGGUGAUCAUGUGGAUGUUCUUUGUGCCGUGUGAGAUGGGGGCUCAGACGGUGGUGUGGUGCUCCGUGUCCGACGAGGCCGCCAAGCACAGCGGGGGCUACUUCACAGACUGCCGGCCGGCCUCUCUGAGGCCCUUCGCCAGAGACCAGGGAGUGGCCAAGAAGCUGUGGGAGGCCAGCGAGAGACUGGUCAACCUGGCCUGAAGAGAUCUGGAGAGACUGGUCAACCUGGUCUAAGGAGAUCUGGAGAGACUGGUCAACCUGGUCUAAGGAGAUCUGGAGAGACUGGUCAACCUGGUCUAAGGAGAUCUGGAGAGACUGGUUACUCUGGUCUAGAGAUAUCUGGAGAGACUGGUUACUCUUGUCCGGAGAGACUGGUCACUCUGGUCUGGAGAGAUCCGGAGAGACUGGUUACUUUGUGUUUGUUUUGGUGUUUAUUUAAGUCAUUGUGCAUUAUGAUGUAUUGUUUGUAAAUACGUUUUUUUAUUCUUUCAAAUUAUGACAUUAAACAGUUAUGUUUUCUUCUGAA
Molecule: messenger RNA, 1519 nt
Organism: Osmerus eperlanus (European smelt)
Lineage: Eukaryota; Metazoa; Chordata; Actinopteri; Osmeriformes; Osmeridae
Exons: 4
Coding region: 268-1194 (308 amino acids)
Source: RefSeq, a predicted model, not a curated record